AUGUCAGAUUUCGUUCUAAAACAUGGCAUCGUCGUAACUGGUGAAGCUGUCGGACAACAUGAACACCCGGUUCAUGCAACCUUCAAAAGAGACUGGGUUCAUAACGUUUACCCCAGAAUUCUCAACCAAGACGUCACCUUAGCGUUUAUGAAAGAAGAAAAGGCUCUGCGCCUGGCACAUCACAUCCAUCAAAUCCACAGAAAUUACAUACAGUCCAAUAAUGUCAACCUUGAAAUUCACCACCUUAGGGAAAGCUUGAACAGACUUUCAACAAAACGCGAAAAUUUAGCAAAGGCCCUUGAACACUCUCGCACGAUCAACAAAAUGGAUCGAAAAAGCUGCGCUGCCACUAUCAAAAUGUUCUUUAAAAAUGAAAAGGAAAAAAAUCCUGCGCUGUUCAUUUACUUUGAAGAAAGUUUGCUCAUUGCCUACAAAAUAACUACUCCACUAAGCGCCAACAAUCAAUUAGACGCCAUCACCAUUCAAAAAACCAUCGACAAAAUCCUAGCUGACUUUCAAUUUCACAAAACGUUUUCUCUAUCCUACUUUCCGUUCAGCGACAUUCACAUACAACAUAAUGCUUUUGACUCAACCCUAUGUUUCUUUGAGUGGGCAACUCAAAACUGGGGACCUCCCGCUGCCCCACCACAAAAUUUUCACUAUGAUGAGUACGACCAUUGCUUUCAAAAUUUGAUUCAAUAUUUGGGGCAAAACUUUAUUUAUUAUGAUUACCACGGCGCUUCUUCAAGCGCAUCCAGCUCCACUUUGCUACCAAUCAACCAAAUUAACUCUACAAAAAAAAGAAAGACAAAAACCACAACCACCAGUUACGACUCUGACUCAGAUAGCGACAGCUGCGCCACUACCACUGUCACUGAUCAAACCAACUUAAUCUCUAAUGAUCUUCAGAGAAGAGUAAACCAAGUUCUACAAAAACAUGAGUUGGAGACUGAAGAUGACGAUGCUGACUCUAUCCCCAGCAUUGACACUAUUACCACAAGCCUUCCCGAUGAGCAAAAGAAUAAAGGCCCAGGCUCAAAACCACUGUUUAUCAGCAAGGAGUACCAAUUGACCAACCCAUUACCAGGAACAUCAAAGUCAGGAAAACCUGAUGUUGUUAAUAAGAAAGGUUACAAUUAUUUGAACCCCAAAACCAUAGAUAGGGAAAGGAAACCCAAACGCAUCGCUAAAUUAAACUCAACUAACCAAGCAAUCGUUCUAUCUAACCACCCUAAUCCAACAGCUAGGGACAUCUGCCCA
Messenger RNA from Racocetra fulgida, 1260 nucleotides. Lineage: Eukaryota; Fungi; Glomeromycota; Glomeromycetes; Diversisporales; Gigasporaceae. The record is from the annotation of a GenBank genome assembly.